AUGUCCUCGGAGGGGUCCCCGCCGGGCAAACCAGGGCCCCCAGCCCCAGCCCAGACCGUUGUGUACGCUGUGCGGGGCUGCUUUCAGGAGCCGAAUAGACCUUUGCCGCCAUAUCCUCCCGGUGGCUUCUUGGCGUUGCAGGGGCACCUCUUUGGCGGGCCCCACAAGAACCUGGAGGGGCCCCGGGCUGUGACCCCCUGCCGGGCUCUCGAAGGCGCAGUGCCCACAGAGAAGGAUGGGGCCCAGAGACCUGUCCUCCAGACACCACUUCACUCCCUUGGGGCUCAAGUCCGAACCGAGGAGGUGGAGAUCAAACGACAGACGUUGGUUGUAGGCCUGCAGGAUAAGGACACCCAUCUGAUGGGCCGGGUCACCUUGCGAGGACAAGGCACCCAGAACCUAGCUUCCUGGGCUGAGCCGGUCCGGGGCGUGCACUGUCAGCUCUGCGGCGAGCUCUUCAAAGACCGAAGGGGCCUCUCCUGCCACGUGCGUUCACAUAUCAGGCGCAUGGGGGUGACCAAGUGGUACGGCUCGCCCAUUGUAAAGCUCGAAGAGGUCCUGGAGAAGAGGGCCAACGCGGGGCUCGUUAAGAAAGAGCCCACCCCCGCCGAGCUGCCCUGUCCCCGGGGGGAGGAUGGGCCCAGAUCCACAGGGAAGGGCCUCUGCCUGUCGCUUCGACCUCAUUGCUCCCACAAUCCUGGCAAACCAGGCCUAGCUCUCCCAUGA
Molecule: messenger RNA, 726 nt
Organism: Sarcophilus harrisii (Tasmanian devil)
Lineage: Eukaryota; Metazoa; Chordata; Mammalia; Dasyuromorphia; Dasyuridae
Product: protein Wiz-like
Exons: 4
Coding region: 1-726 (241 amino acids)
Source: RefSeq, a predicted model, not a curated record